Messenger RNA from Cucurbitaria berberidis CBS 394.84, 801 nucleotides. RefSeq lists its product as uncharacterized. The record is from RefSeq and is a predicted model, not a curated record. The coding region runs from base 1 to 801 and encodes 266 amino acids. Lineage: Eukaryota; Fungi; Ascomycota; Dothideomycetes; Pleosporales; Cucurbitariaceae. The transcript has 3 exons.
AUGGUGCAAAGAGCCUUUCAAGCGGAUGCGGCCUAUGUCGGAACAGCGAUGAUCACGAUUCGAGUCGGCUCCGGCAAACAAAAGUCUGACUUCAGCCUUCCUGAGAAACUAGUGCGUGAGGCUUCUCAGUUCAUCGAUGCGGCGAUGAAUGGCGCAUGGCUGGAAUCACAGGGACGCGUCAUAUUGCUGCCCGACUUCGAUCACGACACUUUCAGUAUCUACUUCCAAUGGCUUUUGACUGGUAAACUACACAGCAAGCAGCGAUAUACCAAACCAACCAUACCAAUCACAGCAACUUACUGGUCCUUGAACUUCGAGAUUGUGGCAUUGGGGGAGCUUGUUCGUCUGGCUCAUGACCUGCUCGAUACCGAUUUCAGAGACACUCUCAACGAUGGAAUCAUUCAGUGUGCUGCUGAGCUACAGCGUUUCAAAUUGGGUUUCCCCGCGUAUCAAGGAUCGUGCUUCUAUGAUGAUACUCCGUGUGGGUCUCCGACCAGGCAGCUCAUCAAAGAUCUCUGCGCAUGGACAUCGGACGAGUGCAUGAUCGGGUCAAUGGGCAAGAGUAAAGAAGACAGACAUCCCGACUUCAUCAUGGAUCUGCUUCAAGCUGUGACUUGGAGAUUCAUGUCCAGCAACCCAGGAACAUCGCCGCUUGAAGGCUGGGAGACAAGCUGCAAGUAUCAUUGUCACGGCAAGGAGAAGCCAUGCUACAGGAAGAAGUCCACAAGAUCUAGCGAGCCUACGAAGAAGCGCGCAGUGCCGGAUGACACCGAGCCACAACCCUCAAAGCGACGAGCAUAA